Molecule: messenger RNA, 2692 nt
Organism: Nylanderia fulva
Lineage: Eukaryota; Metazoa; Arthropoda; Insecta; Hymenoptera; Formicidae
Source: RefSeq, a predicted model, not a curated record
AGAGAGGAGAGACCAUGAUUGAUUGAUGAAAAUAAAAUAAAUUAUUGUUAAAUAUUCCAAAUGGGUAAUAAAAGCCCAUUAUGGCCCAGUGUCAUCAACCACAACAUCAGCAUGAAUUUUUGCCUCUGUGUGAUGUACUGUUUAAUAUUAUUUCAUUAGCAUCUUAUUUCUGCGAUGUUGUCUUCGACUUUGCAAUGGUAUAUGCCCUUGCCCAUCAAACAAUAGCACCACCUGUGUUGUUUCCACUGAGUAUUACGUUUAUAGCUACUUCUCUCUUGAUUUCUCAAAUUGUUAGUUUGCGAUGGUAUCUCUGGGGAGCUAGGGGCAAAUUAACAAAUAACAAUGCAUCAAGUGAUUACCAUGCAAAUUCAACAAAUAAGAUUGGCAAUUGGACUAUAGGCUGUGUUCUAUUACUCCAUUCUACUCAAGUCGGUGUACUAUGGAGAUAUUUCAAGUUAUUUAUACCGGUCAAUUUAACUUAUGUGAAGCACGAGGUGCGGGAGCUGUGUGUACUAAGGUUGAUACACGCGUUCUGUGAGGCCGCUCCAAUGUUACUUCUGCAACUGUACGUCUUCUUCGGCGCUACCAACGAUGAUGAAACAGAAGUUGGGAAACCAAAGGGAAGCGAGAGCAAGGACGACAGUAAAUUAGCGAAGCUAACAUUAGUGUCGGCGGGACUAUCCUUAUGGAGCGUGUGCUGGGCAGUGGCCAGCUUUAGCAAGGGUGCCGCGCGACUACGUAAUCUGGAACGUUUAGUGCUAACAUGGUUGGGAGUUCUGGCGCAAUUAUUCUGGCGUCUGAGUACAGUGAGCGCUCGUGUCGGAGUACUAGUCACGUACGCCUCGCUGUACGGCGGACAAUGGUUGUUAAUCGUGAUGGCCCUGCACUGGUUAACAAUGUUGACCUGGUUACUGCUCACGCCAGACGGACUCUUCCAUGGUGGCGAACGUCUUCCCCUUCUUAGAAAGACUUUCCUCGCUUCUCUCCUCGCUUUUGUAUAUAUAUUCGCAUAUGUUAAUCUACACGAGACGAAUCAUCGUCAAAAAUGGUUAGUGAUAUUUUAUACUGUAAUGUUCUUGGAGAAUAGUUUACUCAUUGGCGUAUGGAUGGUCGGUGUUAAUCGCGCUGAUCUUUUAACUCGCCAACAUCAUCUACAACCAGUUACUUUAGUACUUGUUCUUCUAGUUUUAUUUUUGGGCGGCAUAUUUUUCAUGGGUCUUUAUUAUAGAUUUUUUCACGUGAGAAGGUUGAGGUACGAGUCUGGUGGAAGGAUGACUGGUUCGAAUCUCACUACGCUGUCCAAUCAGGACAAUGUGGAAGGGAAGCAUAUAGAUUAUAAUGAGGACAAAAAGGUCAACAUUAAUAUCAGCAUGAGAAAAGUCAAAUUAAGCAAUGGCGGUAUACCAGGUGUCUUUAACUGCCGUUUCGCGAACCCAACGGCUGUAAAUCCGAAUCGCAAAAAGAAGAAACCGACCACUUUUGUGCCGCCGCCACCGCCGCAAUCGCAAACAGGCACAGUAAUGAAUUCCAUAACGACGGUGGCAGAUUCGAAACAGUGGCUUAACGUGGCUAAUGGAUCGCGGCAGUUAAUUCCGUUCUGGAAAAAGCCUAUAUCUUCCAACAUCAUACAGAACGAGAAUUCCAAUGAACGUAAAGAUGAGACUGAUAUGUCACUCGGUGGUUCGUUAAAUGUCACGUUAAUACGGGAAAAACUAAAGGAGAAAAAGCAACAGCAGCUACGCGAAUUGCGAGCCAUACAGGAGGAGAUCAAGGAAGGUAAAUUAUUUCCACCUCCAUCUGCUUCUACAUCCUCUUUCUCAUCCUCUCCUUCCGCGUCUAAUCAGCAACCGCCACCGAACACGAAACUGCAUACAUCCCCGAGUUCUCCAUUAUUUACGUCUCCACCAUCAUUUUCCGAACAAAAUGGUACAUUGUCAUCUUGGCCAUCUGUUAAAAUGCACUAUCUUUUACCUCCGCCACCUUCUUCUUCGUACUAUCCUAAUCCGCAUUCCUCGAAUUCAUGGAGAGCAGUGCCUCAACGAGAACGAGCAGAUACACCGGAGAUAUUACUAGCACCGCGAUGUCUUCCACAUCACUAUUCUCAUUGGUCUCCAUCUGGACAUCUUAGUCAUAGAUUACACGCAAAUCAAAACGGUACCGAAGAAAGUCCCAAGGGCGAGGGUGAAGGAGAGGCGGAGGUUAGCGAUAUGGAGGGUAGCCAAGUCUCGUUACCUAGAAGUUACACACUUCCUCGUGAAUUUAAAUAUAAUCAUCCCAACAGCGUCGCGAGAGAACGAGAGCGUCGCUCGGGAAAUAAUAAAUUGCCACCUUCGCGCUUUUAUUUACCGUCUACUAAUAGUUCUGACGGCGAUGUAGAUAGUGCAGAUAACGAAGACGAGACAGAUUCUGAAGCGCAAAUCCAAACAAAGACCAAUCACAGUCAUAAUCACAGCAAAGCUUUGCAAAGGUGUCAUCUAUAUGAAAAUAAUGAGAAUGACGACGUUGCGGAUCCUAGUCUGGAAUGCGACGCGUCUAAUGUUACGUCCAACAAUUGUUAUUCAAAUAAUUCCCAUAGUGUCUUUAGACCGAGUCAAUUACUCAGAACACGAGUGAAACAUGAAACAAAACUUUAAGUUAUAUUAUAAUGUAUAAUUGUAAAUUUUGUCAUGACAUGCACAUUCAGUGAUUGCAA